This is a messenger RNA of Solanum dulcamara, 522 nucleotides long. RefSeq lists its product as uncharacterized. The transcript has a single exon. The record is from RefSeq and is a predicted model, not a curated record. Lineage: Eukaryota; Viridiplantae; Streptophyta; Magnoliopsida; Solanales; Solanaceae.
AUGUGUAUCGUUUCGGAUAGGCAUGCAAGCAUUAUUAAGGCAACUUCAACUGUCUAUGAUGAAAUACCUUAUUUCGCGUGUAUAUGGCACUUGUUGCAAAACAUAAUGAAAAACUUCCAAAAGAGUCAGCAAAAGGUAACAGAAUUGUUCUACUCUAUGGCAAAAACAUACACCACGGUAGAGUUUAAUCAAUAUAUGGAAAUUGUUGAAAAGAUAGACAAGAGGAUUAAAGACUACUUGCUGAACAUUGGAUACAACAAAUGGUCAUGUGUUCAUGCUCAGGUAAAUAGGACUUGGAUGAUGACAUCAAACAUUGCAGAAUCAGUCAAUUCAAGAACAAGACAUGCCAAAGUUCUUACAGUUUUGCACCUCCUAGAAUUCAUGUGAUAACUUGUUCAAAAAUGGAAUAACAAUAACAGGUCAAAGACAAUAUUUUUAGGAUUUUACCUUGGGAAAAAGUAUGAAAAAAUUCUACAACGUAACAAAACUGCAUCGGAGAAAUUAAGAGUAUGGUAUUUGUAA